Molecule: messenger RNA, 1674 nt
Organism: Besnoitia besnoiti
Lineage: Eukaryota; Apicomplexa; Conoidasida; Eucoccidiorida; Sarcocystidae
Product: signal recognition particle receptor alpha subunit
Exons: 15
Coding region: 1-1674 (557 amino acids)
Biological process (GO): SRP-dependent cotranslational protein targeting to membrane
Cellular component (GO): endoplasmic reticulum membrane; signal recognition particle receptor complex
Molecular function (GO): GTPase activity; signal recognition particle binding; GTP binding
Source: RefSeq, a predicted model, not a curated record
AUGAUUGAUGCGAUCUGCGCCUUCACGCGCGGCGGCGUGGUGCUGUGGAGCUUCUGCUUCGCCAAGAUCCAGGGCGCGCCGUUUGAUCACUUGAUCAAGAAUGUCCUUCUGGAGGAGCGUUCAGGCAGCUGCAGCGCGAGUGUGGCGCCAUACACUCUGCAGUGGAAGUUCUUGAAUAACCUGGAAAUCAUUUUUGUCGUCGUCUACCGCGGCAUGGCGCAGCUCGCCUUCCUCGAUGCGCUCCUCGAGCAAACGGCUGCGGCUUUUGUGAAGUACAUGCAAGGCAAAAAGGCGCUGGACUUUGUCGCCGCGCCGCCGGCUGUGCCGUUCGAUGAGACCUUCGUGCAUCUCUUCACGUCUCUGUACCAGCAGCAGAAGGAAAGGAAACUUUUGCAAGGAAAGGGCGCGGGAGGUGCGAAGGGAUACAAACCAAAGAAAAAGAAGAAAGGAACCACAGAUGAGGAAGACGAAGAGGAAGACGACGGCGACGGCCGCGGCAAGAAGAAGGGCAGCGUCAACGCCAGGCGCCCGAUGAUGCCGUGGGACUCGAAUCAGCGCGUCACCAAGAAAAACAUGGACGCUCUCGACUUCAGCAAGAAGCCUGGAGCCAGCGGCGACGUGAAUGGAGAGUCGAGCAUGGCGGCAGCGGAGCGCAUGACAUACGGUGCGGACGAGGAGUUGGAUGACUCCGAGGAGGAAGAAGACGGUUCCGCUGACGAGGCGCCUUCGUCGAGCUGGUUCGGCCGCCUGACUUCGAAGCUGCAGAACUUCACAGGCAACAAAGUGAUGACGGAGAGCGACAUCGCGGAGACGCUGCCCGCCUUUCGCUCGUACCUUGCGGGCAAAAACGUAGCGGAGGAGGUGAUUGACCUGCUGCUGCACUCGGUUCAGUCGCGGCUGAAAGGCACGCGAACCGCGUCCUUCACGUCUGUGAAUCAGACAGUGCGCAUGGCGAUGCGCGAUGCCAUUGUAAAGAUCCUCACGCCCAAGAAGACCGUGGACGUCCUCAAGCUCGCCCUGGAAGCCAAGGCGGAGGGGCGAGUCUUCUCCAUCGUCUUUCUCGGCGUCAACGGCGUCGGGAAGUCCACCAACCUGGCGAAGGUCGCGUACUACCUCAAGCACAAGGGCAACCUCGACGUCAUGAUUGCCGCAUGCGAUACGUUCCGCGCGGGCGCUGUCGAGCAACUCCGGACGCACUCAAGGUGUCUUCAGGUUCCUGUAUUUGAGCGCGGCUACGGAAAAGACGCCGCCGCGAUCGCGCGCGAGGCUCUCGCCGUCGCGCGUCAGGAGGGGCGUGACGUCGUCCUCAUCGACACCGCAGGCCGCAUGCAGGACAACGAGCCUCUGAUGCGGGCGCUAGCAAAGCUGGUCGCGAUGAACAACCCCGACAUGAUUUUGUUCGUCGGCGAGGCGCUUGUGGGAAACGACGCUGUCGACCAGCUCAAAAAGUUUAACCAGGCCCUUGUGGAUCUCACUGCCACGGGCGGGCGGCCUCCUCGCACGGUGGAUGGAAUCAUCCUCACAAAGUUCGAUACGGUCGAUGACAAAGUUGGCGCUGCGCUGUCGAUGGUAUACAUCACGGGACAGCCGGUCGUUUUCGUGGGCACAGGUCAAAAGUAUCCGAACCUGAAGAAAUUAAAUCCAAACAUGGUCGUGAAGGCGCUGCUCGACUAG